AUGCGCGCUCCGAGCCUCCAUCCCAAACACAUACAUUUUUCCCUGUACUUGGAAAGUCACCCAAAGCAGCUCAAGUGCAGAGCAAAGAGGCAUCACCACGUACAGGGAACCCAUCAGACUUGAGCUGCCUCUGAAGCACCCGAGGGGAGGCGUUUCUGGACCCUGAGCAUCCCUCCCAUAAGUCUGGUUUGGAAUGGAUUUCAAGUUCAGCAUCCUCCAGGCACAAGGAUGAAGUGACUCCACAGCUUUCAUUCAACGCAAACCAUUUGCGGAAUCUGAAUCCAGAAUCCUCAAAAGGUGGGAGAGCCUGCCAGGACCACAAAUGGCUGAAAGAAGUAUAUGCACUGACACAACCUCAGGAAACCCCAAGAUGGCUGCCAAGCGCAAAGGUGGCCUGAAAUUAAAUGCAAUUUGUGCCAAGCUCAGCCGUCAGGUAGUCGUUGAGCACAAAGCACCGGAGCAGGGACACGUCGACAAAGCUCCCCUUGGGUGGGAAAGCGCUGGCGGCGAGACGGCCGCCCCCAAGGACGUCGCCCAGGCUGUGGCCAAGGAGCCGGGCCCCAAAUUUUCGGAGGGGACAAAGAUCGAAGAGGACAAGCGGAGGGAAGUGAUCGAGAAGUGGGUCAACGGCGAGUACAGCGAAGACCCCUUGCUGGGGCGCAUUGAGAGCAAGGAACCCAAGGCCCCCGAGGGGACGGAGGUGCCCCCCGAGGGGGUCUACAUGGUGCAGCCAAAAGGUUGCAGCGAUGAUGAGGAGAACGGGGACGAAGCUGAACCCGCCAAGGACUCCCAAGAUGGCAGCUUCGUGGACGACCGAGAUUCCGAUGGGCCUCCCCUGAAGGACGAAAGCUUCCGGGCCUCCAACAGUGAAGCCAGCUCCAAGCUCAGCGGAGGAGCUUCUACAGGGGAGGCGUCUUCAUUGCGAGACUAUGCGGCUACCACCAUGACCGAGUUCCUGGGCAUGUUCGGCUACGAUGACCAGAACAUGCGGGAUGAGCUGGCACGGAAGAUUAGCUUUGAGAAACUGAAUGCUCCUACCUCAGAGACCAACCCAGCCGCCGUCGCCGGCGAGGAUGCCAUGAGCAAGCGAGCCCGUUUUUCCAAGUACGAAGAGUACAUCCGCAAGUUGAAGGCCGGGGAGCAGGUGCCGUGGCCCAUUCAUCCCGCCAAGGCCGAGGAGCUGAGCAGCAAACUCAACAAAGAGGGGCCCCUGAGUUUGGGGCCACCCAUCCGGUUGCCGGCCCCCGAACCGUCGCUCCUGCCCGAGACGAAGGCCACCAUUCUGCCGCUGCCUUCAUCCAGUGGCUCCCCCAUGCAAGGGCUGAUGUCGCGGGCUUCCAAGUACGAUUUCUUCAUCCAGAAACUCAAAACCGGAGAGACGCUCCGGCCGCAGAAUGGCAACACCUACAAGAAGACGUCCAAGUACGACUUGGAGAACGUCAAAUAUUUGCAUCUCUUCAAGCCCGGAGAAGGCAGCCCGGACAUGGGAGGAGCCAUCGCCUUCAAGACGGGCAAAGUGGGUCGCCCGUCGAAAUACGAUGUCAGGAACGUCCAGAAGAUUACCCCAGUGAAAGCGCCAGCCCCUAGCCUGGGUCCCAACCCUCUUGCCAGCACUCCCAGCAGCACCCCUGUAGCUGGCCCGGAACAACCUGUCUCUCUGCCCUUCAGCACUCCAGAGUACCUUAAAUCCACUUUCUCCAAGACAGAUUCCAUCACCACUGGAACAGUUUCCACUGUGAAGAAUGGAUUAACCACUGACAAACCAGCUGUCACCGAAGAUGUAAAUAUUUACCAGAAAUAUAUUGCCAGGUUUUCCGGCAGCCAGCACUGCGGGCAUAUCCACUGUGCGUACCAGUAUCGGGAGCAUUACCACUGCCUUGAUCCAGAGUGCAACUACCAGAGGUUCACCAGUAAGCAGGAUGUCAUCCGGCAUUACAACAUGCACAAGAAGCGGGACAACUCCUUGCAGCACGGCUUCAUGCGGUUCAGCCCCCUGGACGACUGCAGCGUCUACUAUCACGGUUGCCACCUCAAUGGGAAAAGCACACAUUACCACUGCAUGCAGGUGGGUUGCAACAAGGUCUACACCAGCACUUCCGACGUAAUGACCCACGAAAACUUCCACAAGAAGAACACGCAGCUGAUCAACGACGGCUUCCAGCGGUUCCGGGCCACGGAAGACUGCGGCACGGUGGACUGCCAGUUCUAUGGGCAGAAGACCACCCACUUCCACUGCAGGUGGGCACGGGGGCGAGAGGAAAAAAAGGUUCUCGCUGGGCGGCCCGGUUGCACCUUCACCUUCAAGAACAAGUGCGACAUCGAGAAGCACAAGAGCUACCACAUCAAGGACGACGCCUACGCCAAGGACGGCUUCAAGAAGUUCUACAAGUACGAGGAGUGCAAGUACGAGGGCUGCGUUUACAGCAAGGCCACCAACCACUUCCACUGCAUCCGCCCCGGCUGCGGCUUCACUUUCACCUCCACCAGCCAGAUGACCUCGCACAAGCGCAAACAUGAGCGCCGGCACAUCCGCAGCUCGGGCAUGCUGGGCUUGCCCGCCUCGCUGCUGGGCGCCAAGGAGAACGAGCAGGAGGAGUCCAGCAAUGACGACCUGAUCGACUUCUCUGCCAUGAGCUCCAAGAACUCCAGCCUGAGUGCCUCCCCCACCAGUCAGCAGUCUUCCGUCUCCCUGAUCGUGCCGGGCACCCCCUCCACCUCAGCCACAGAGCUGGCCGCCUCGCAAGCCACCAGCAAACCCGCCGGCAACAUACCCUCGGCUUCCAAGAUGCCCGUCCUGCUGUCUCAAGCUCUCCCAAGCAAUAUCCCUUUGGGCCUGGCGCUGCCCAACGCGGCUGUUCCGGGAACGGCCAGCUCUUACUUCCCCAUGCUCCCCGGCCGGGUCUCGGCCCAACUGCCCACCAGUUCCAGCAGUUUGCUAGCCGCUGGCACGCCGAGUACCAAUCCGGCGUCUUCCGCCGGUUCCCCUUCCCCGGCCCUCUCGGGUUCCGGCGAGGGGGCGGCCACCUCUUCACCGACUCCAGCGGCCUCCAUCAUGGAGAAGAUCUCGGCCAGCAAAGGGUUGAUUUCGCCCAUGAUGGCUCGGUUAGCGGCGGCGGCUCUGAAGUCCUCCAUGACAGAAGCAGGAAACGGGCAGCCCAUAACACCUGGACGGUUCAACCCAACGCAGGUGAAGUCCGAGGUGGCUGAGAAUCCUGGCUCGGGACCCACCGCAGCCCAGGACUCCUUGCAGGAGCACAGCUUGGACCUUAGAAUGAAAGAUCAUGGCAAUGAAUCAAAUGGCCACACAGUCUCGGCAAAUUCGUCUCUUUUAUCCUCGCUUAUGAAUAAGAUGUCCCAGAAUAACCCAAACCUGGGGAACCUCCUUGGCUUGAAGGGGGAGAGCGAUGGUGGGCACCUGUCAGCUGCGGGAGAUGCCACCCAGUAUCUGGGCAAGACCGUGAAGGCGCUCGUUCAGGAGAAGCUUGCAGAGCCCUGGAAGAUGUAUUUGCGCAGGUUUGGCACUAAGGAUUUCUGCGACGCCCAAUGCGACUUCCUUCACAAGAUGCAUUUCCACUGCGUGGUGGAAGAGUGCGGUGCGCUCUUCAGCACCGUGGAUGGAGCUGUGAAGCACGCCAAUUUCCACUUCCGAACAGAAGGAGGCGCCACGAAGGGAACCUCGGAGCACACCUUCCCGACUCCAGCAGAGAACAAGACCGCCAUCCCCCCUUCCUCUCCAUCCGCCACGUCCGCCCUUCUGGCCACUGCCUCGGCCACGGAGGGGCCCACCGCGUGUCCGGCUAGUGUGCCGUCCGCUCCCACGCUCCUGGCCUGGAAACAGCUGGCUUCUACCAUGUCUCAGCUUCCCGUCUCGGGGCCCGGGCUGGCCACCUCCCCGAUGGCCACCACUUCCCUGGAGAACGCCAAGCCACAGGUCAAGCCAGGCUUCCUCCAGUUCCAAGAGAACGAUCCUUGCCUGGCCACGGACUGCAAGUACGCCAACAAAUUCCACUUCCACUGUCUCUUUGGGAACUGCAAAUACGUGUGCAAAACCUCGGGGAAGGCCGAGUCCCACUGCCUCGACCACAUCAACCCCAACAACAACCUGGUGAACGUGCGGGAUCAGUUCGCUUAUUACUCCCUGCAGUGUCUCUGCCCAAACCAGCACUGUGAGUUCCGCAUGCGGGGGCAUUACCACUGCCUUCGCCCCGGCUGCUUCUUCGUGACCAACAUCACCACCAAGCUGCCGUGGCAUGUGAAGAAGCACGAGAAGGCUGAGCGGAGAGCCGCCAACGGUUUCAAGUACUUCACCAAGCGGGAAGAAUGCGGCAGGCUGGGCUGCAAAUACAACCAGGUCAACAGCCACUUCCACUGCAUCCGCGAGGGCUGCCAGUUCUCCUUUCUGCUGAAGCAUCAGAUGACGUCCCACGCCCGGAAGCACAUGAGGCGGAUGCUGGGGAAGAACUUUGACCGCGUUCCCACUCAGGUGGUGGGCCACACUGCUAGGAAGGACAGCCUCCCACAAGUAAGCAGCCUGGCCCCCAGCCCGGCUUCAUCAGGGAAUCCUGCCUCCUUUCAGGGAGCCCCCAGCUUGAUGGACCCCGAGACGGAGGAGUACCUGGAUUACACGGGAUGCAGCCCUGGCGCCAUCUCCUCAGAGUCAUCGAACAUGGACCGCAGCUGCUCCAGCACCCCGGUGGGCAACGAGAGCACCUCAGCAGGGAACACCAUCACCAUGCCAACGGCUGCGGGGGCCAAGAAGCGCUUCUGGAUCAUUGAGGACAUGUCCCCCUUUGGCAAGCGCCGCAAAACCCCCUCCUCCCGCAAGAUGCUGGACGAGGGGAUGAUGCUGGAGGGCUUUCGGCGCUACGACCUGUACGAGGACUGCAAAGACGCCAACUGCCAGUUCUCCCUCAAGGUCACGCACUACCACUGCACCCGGGAGAACUGCGGGUACAAAUUCUGCGGGCGCACCCACAUGUACAAGCACGCCCAGCAUCACGACCGGGUGGACAACCUGGUGCUGGACGACUUCAAGCGCUUCAAGUCCUCCCUCAGCUGCCACUUCCCCGACUGCCAGUUCUCCGGCAACAGCACGCACUUCCACUGCCUGCGCUGCGGUUUCCGCUGCACCGACAGCACCAAAGUGACGGCCCACCGCAAGCACCACGGCAAGCAGGACGUGAUCAGCGCCGCCGGCUUCUGCCAGUUCAGCUCCAGCGUGGACUGCGAAGUGCCCGAGUGCAAAUACAAACUCAAGUGCUCGCACUUCCACUGCACCUACCCCGGGUGCAAGCACACCGUGGUGGGCAUGUCGCAGAUGGACUCGCACAAGCGCAAGCACGAGAAGCAGGAGCGGGGGGAGCUGCCGGCCAUCUCUCCGGGGCCCGAGGGUCUCCCCGCCACCCCCAUGGAGUACGAGGCCCAGAGCGCUUCUGUCAACCUGGACAGCUCCCUCAACCUGAGCACAGACGCCAAGAGCUCCCUCUUCUUCCUGCAGAACGCAGCAGGCGUGGGGCUCAACGACUCCAUGGACCUCAGCCAGAAGCCCCUCGGGGACACAGGCAGCCUCCCUUCCGCCCCGGCAGAGAGCCAGGCCCCUGCCGCCAGCAAGCUCUUCCUGGCCAGCUGCGGCAACGUGGAAGAAGAGGAUGACUCCUCCCACGAUGACGAUGAUGAAGAGGAGGAAAUGAACGAGGAGGAGGAGGACGAGGAUGAGGAGGAGGACGACGACGAAGAGGAGGAGGACGAGGACGAGGAGGAAGAGGAUCUGAACACCGAUUCGGAAGAGUCGCUCCCCGACGCGGAGGGCCUGCCUGCAAAAGACAUUAGUGAACUGCAGGAGGCCGUUUCCUCCACCGCGGAUCCCAGUGACACUUCCAUGCCUUCCGGCGAGCCAGCCUCAGCUCCUUAAGGAGCAGCCACACAGCAGCGGUGGGCCUGGGGGGGUUUGGCCUUGGCGAGCGGAGAAAGCAAAAAAAAACAAAAAACACAAAACCACACAAAACAAAACUGCAUGAACAGGAAACCGUGCUGUGUUGAGAGGGGAGAGGCAAGAACGAAUGCUAGAAUGGCCAGCAAGCAGCAAAACGGACUCCAUCCCAGAAGGUGCGCGAGAGGCGGAGGGAAGCACUGAUCUCUCGGACCACACGCGACACGGAGACACGAUGGAGCCGGAGAGGCGGAAGCAGCAGCAGCGGCAGCAGCGGCAGGAGCAACAUCCUGGGGAUAGGGUGGGCUGGGGUGGGGGCAGCAGGAGGACCCAUCUGUUGGGGUGCACAUGUUUACAGGGGGGGGCAGGAGGAGGAGCACGGUGGUCCCGUGAUGCAGGCGGACUGACCCUCCCGCUUCUGGAUGGAUGUGCUCCCCGUGGCAGGAAGCGGCCUGCCCCUUCCGAGCCCACUUCGCUCCGCGGAGGCGGGAAGGCGGGACGGGUUUUUAUUUUAACCCUUCGACUCCAGUGUGUGUUCAUUUGUCCUCUAAUACUCCUCCCAUUCUCAGGGAGACGGGGGUGG
Pseudonaja textilis is the source of this 6512-nucleotide messenger RNA. Lineage: Eukaryota; Metazoa; Chordata; Lepidosauria; Squamata; Elapidae. The record is from RefSeq and is a predicted model, not a curated record.